AUGGCAUUUUCUCUAUUUACUUUAUCAUCCAAAAUCAAUAUGUGUGUCCAUUGAGUUAACAUAAUCCCGCACAAAGCUUGGCGAUUUACAUCAUAAUUAAAGAAGAAGAAACUGCAGUCAUGGAUACUUUAAUCAGUGAAAAUGGCGUAUUUUUGCCCAUUCCACCAUUCCAAGCUGUUCGUCUUCAUUUCAUUCUUGGAACUAUACUGGUUUUAACUUCCAUGGUUGCUCACACUUUAUUUCCUAUCAAUCUCAUCACGCAUCCAACACAAACGCUUUUCAUCAUCUGGGGAAUUGUGGGUCCUGUGCUGAUGAUUCUUUUCGGUCAUCUUCGACAAGAUAUGGAGCAAUGCUCUUAUUUCCGAGCUGCAGGACGAGGGUAUGUGGGUCUUGUUGCAGGGGCCAUUGUUAAUGCACUGGGAGCUAUUAUCUUGGGAGCACCUGUUGGUUUCGAGUAUUUUACCAAGACCCUGAAUUGGUCUCUUCUGAUGUCAUCAUUCACUUUUGUCCCGGCAGCUUGCGCUUUUGGUUCAGCUUGGACUCAUUGGCACAGAGUAUUUGCUUCAACAAAGGCAUUUAGUUUUAUAGACUAUAUGAUCCGCAUACCAGCCUAUGGAGCUGUUAUUGGAGCAUGGUUUGGUGCUUGGCCUAUGCCACUUGAUUGGGAAAGGCCAUGGCAGGAAUGGCCUAUAUGUGUGAGUUAUGGAGCUAUGGCUGGCUACUUGAUGGGGCUGGUCGCAUCCUCUGUUUGCAUUAUCUUCCAUAAUCGUCGCCAGCAGCAUUUAAAAGGAGAGUAGUGUAGGAAUGCUUCUUUUAGUACUUGUUUAC
This is a messenger RNA of Solanum verrucosum, 828 nucleotides long. RefSeq lists its product as uncharacterized. Lineage: Eukaryota; Viridiplantae; Streptophyta; Magnoliopsida; Solanales; Solanaceae. The record is from RefSeq and is a predicted model, not a curated record. The transcript is spliced from 8 exons. Gene Ontology annotation, cellular component: endoplasmic reticulum membrane. Gene Ontology annotation, biological process: GPI anchor biosynthetic process. Bases 120 to 797 code for a protein of 225 amino acids.